GUUCAGACAUGGAAAUCGACAAGCAAGCUACUGUUACAUUGGGUGAAGAAUUCUACUUGGGAGGGGUAGUAGGAGCAGCAUUGAUAAUGGCUGGAUUGUAUCUGGUUAUCCUAGGAAAAAAUGAAAGGAGUAAGUAUUUGUCUGAAAAUGAACCAAUCUAUUCAGUGUCUGAAAAUAAUGACAUGGAAUCCACCUUCAUUCGGCCGUUGUUGGGAAAUAAAUUGCAGAGCUGAGGCAAAUGGAUGAAUUUUCAUAUCAGCUCCAUGGCAAAGUCAGUCAUCCAAUCCACACUAAUGCCAUUUGAAGCAGCUUGCUGCUAUUGAAAUUGAAGGACAACAAACGUGAAUGAUGGAGUUUCCAACAAUUGAAAUGGGAAAAAGAAAAGUUGAAUUAUUUUGAUCAACAUGCAUCAUGGAUGGCAUAUGAAAUAUUUUUUAUUAUUAAUUCUGAAUGGAACACAGAGGGUGCCUUCUCUGAGCUCUAACAGCCUUGCUUAUGUAUUUAUUUAUGUUUAUUUGACCCUGUUGGUUUGGAUCAUCAUUUUGUGAAGAAAUUCAAUGGUAAUGUUGUAAC
This is a messenger RNA of Gossypium raimondii (Peruvian cotton), 573 nucleotides long. RefSeq names its product protein WALLS ARE THIN 1-like. Bases 9 to 233 code for a protein of 74 amino acids. Lineage: Eukaryota; Viridiplantae; Streptophyta; Magnoliopsida; Malvales; Malvaceae. The record is from RefSeq and is a predicted model, not a curated record. The transcript is spliced from 3 exons.